Molecule: messenger RNA, 763 nt
Organism: Drosophila bipectinata
Lineage: Eukaryota; Metazoa; Arthropoda; Insecta; Diptera; Drosophilidae
Gene: Polr2E
Product: DNA-directed RNA polymerases I, II, and III subunit Rpb5
Biological process (GO): DNA-templated transcription
Cellular component (GO): RNA polymerase I complex; RNA polymerase III complex; RNA polymerase II, core complex
Molecular function (GO): DNA binding
Source: RefSeq, a predicted model, not a curated record
CUGGUUACACUACAGCUAUCCGCGUGCUCUAUUUACAAUUUUUCGAUUAGUUAUUUUAUAAUUUUCUCAACCAAAAAUGGAUGAUGAGGCCGAGACUUACAAGCUAUGGCGCAUUCGCAAGACCAUCAUGCAGCUGAGCCACGACCGCGGCUACCUGGUGACCCAAGACGAGUUGGACCAGACUUUGGAACAGUUCAAGGAAAUGUUUGGCGACAAACCCAGCGAAAAGAGACCUUCCCGCUCGGAUUUAAUUGUUUUGGUGGCCCACAACGACGAUCCCACGGACCAGAUGUUUGUCUUCUUUCCCGAGGAGCCCAAGAUCGGCAUUAAGACCAUCAAGACCUACUGUACCCGCAUGCAAGAAGAGAACAUCCACCGCGCCAUUGUGGUUGUCCAAGGAGGUAUGACGCCCUCCGCCAAGCAAUCGUUGGUUGACAUGGCUCCCAAGUACAUUCUGGAGCAGUUCCUUGAGUCGGAGUUGCUGAUUAACAUCACGGAGCACGAAUUGGUGCCGGAACACGUGGUGAUGACCGCCGAGGAGAAGCAGGAGCUGCUCAGCCGUUACAAGCUCAAGGAGAACAUGUUGAUGCGUAUCCAAGCUGGCGAUCCGGUGGCCCGGUACUUCGGAUUAAAGCGAGGGCAGGUGGUGAAGAUUAUCCGCUCAUCGGAGACGGCCGGACGAUACAUCUCGUACCGCCUAGUUUGCUAAAUUCCGACCCUAAUCCUGUAACAACCGAACUGUAAAUGUAGCUUAAGGAAUCUU